AUGUCGAGUUGGGAGACAACUGCCCUUCGGCUGCAGGGCAAUGUGACCGCCGACUCAACACCAAGCUCUUUAGACAAGAGUCUACCACUACUACCAAAGAGAAGUGCAAAGGCUAGGACAACUACAGGCGUGACGGAGGUAUCUACGGGGGAGAAAAGCUCCAGCACGAAAGGAUGGAAACCGCUUUCGCUUUCGACGCCGAUGUUACUCGCUAUGAUCGCACUUACGAUUCUUCUCGCCGUCGCCGUUGAGACUUUAGCACAACGCAGUGCAGCACAAGGUGGUCUCGCUCUCUCGCCUUCUCUUGACGAUAUGCCCGGUAUGCUAUGGAGUUGGAUCGAUCUGGACGUUAAGCGGAUGCAGCCAUGGUUCGAAUUGUCGAAACAGGAGGGUGCCACAGCCGAGAACUCCCUUUUCCUGGACUACCAAUAUGAAUUUGUGGCUUUGGUUCCUUUCAAAGCAGCAAAGAGAAGACAUUGGCCUGUCUUCUUUGGGGGUACUGCCAUGGUUAUCGUCUUUUGGGCACUGACGCCCCUUCAGAGUGCUCUGCUAGGUACAGGGAUUGUAAAGCAGAUUGACAUGGCCACACUCCUCAACAGAUCUCAGCUUCUUCCUGUUGCUAAACAUGUCGAUAUCCUAGAUCCUGAAUUUCUCAACACCGGAUACGCUAUAGGCUGGCUUGGUCAACAGUUCCCUGCUUUCACUACUGCUGACUAUGCGCUACUCCCUUUCUAUGCGGACACAAGCCUCAAACUCGCUAAUGUCGGGAAAAAUACAGCAGUCUCGCCUAAUAUUACUGCAGAAACGACAAAGCUUUGGACCGAGUUGAACUGUUGGCCAGCAGAAAUCGCAAGAAUAGGCCUUAGGCAUCAAGAACAAUUCAGCUUUCUAAACGGACAGGGCUGCAAUGCAACUGCUGGCUUCGGAGCGAGGAACGAGACGAGGAUGUUCUACAUAGGCUACUUCACUAGCCCUUAUUCGGACUUUCAGAUUGCGAACCCGAGGUGUGGACGAACACCAGAUUCGAUCCAUCAGUUUCUAGCUAUAUGGGGCAAAGCUAUCCCAGUUGAUUGGGACCCUUCGCCUACUUUCAACAUCUCUGCCAUGUUCUGCCAGCCUCAGUACUUCAAACAGAGAGUUCUCGCAACAGUUAACGCAAAUACCUUGGAGCCAGACAGCAAGUCCAUCAAAGAAUUAGGUCCACGGGAAACACUUUCAGAUAAUGAAUUCAACAGGACUGCUUUUGAGUAUCUCUUGGCGAAUGGUAUGGCAGAGACCCCGAUUGUUAAGGAUUAUCCCUUCAAUGCUGUGGUUGAACAACACCCUCGAUUAAAUCACACCAAUAUCACGUUCCCUGUAUCGAACAUGGUUGGUUUUGCAUUGGCGGGCAAGGAUCUAGACAAAGACCAAUACGUACAUCACGAUGUGCUGCACAAAGCAUACAAUGAUGCUCACAAAUAUCUCUUCUCUGUGGCUACGACGACGAUUUUGAUGAACUCAACGAAAUUCUCCAACACUACCGUCUCGGUCGAGUAUUUCAUGACUGGGGUUAUAGUCAGUCGGGCUUUUGCGACGGCAGUCGAAUGCUUUCUACUUGUUGUGACAAUAUUCACAGCCUUUGUUUUAUGGUUUUCCCGGGCUGCGCCAAGUAACCUACCAGUAAACCCAUCCUCGAUAAGGCGAUACAUCGACUUCUUCGGCAGUAGCCCAGAAGCGCUCAGUGCAUUCAAACCAAUGGACCACACAAAUGAUGAGGGACUCUUCGAGGACUUCAAAAUGGACGGCUUUCAGUUAAUAUCCAGAAAUGACGGAGCGAACGUGGAAAUACUUCUGCACCCGAGAUUUCGAGCACCUGAAUCCUACGACAAGUCUAUUCAAAGAGGUUACUAUGACCCCGUCAAGCCACUGGCCCUCAAGAGAUGGGUCGGUCUUCUCUUUAUUCUUGCAUUGAUAGGUGCUAUGGCAUUUUUGUCUUAUUUGAAGCACCAGGAGUCUUCGCUAAAUGGUCUGAUCCGUCCUUCUGAUAAUUUCGAAGUUCGACAACUUUUGGAGAACUAUAUCCCAACAAUAUUCGCAACGCUCAUUGAACCUUUCUGGGUUUUGUUGAACAGACUGCUCUGCGUUCUUCAGCCGUUCAAGGAUCUAUGGGAAGGAAAAGCAAAGCCGAAGAACACGAUCGACGCAACGUAUACCUCAAUCCCGCCCCAGCUGGUCUUUUGGAGAGCCUUGAAAUCAAAGCAUCUUGUCCUCGUUCUUGUCUGUUCCAUGGCUCUACUUGCAAAUCUUUUGGCUGUUGGUCUCGGUUCCUUAUUUAACGAAAACAUAACGACAGCGAACUACACAGUUACAAUGUCUCCGACCUUUGCGGCCCGUUUUAAGAAUGAAUCGGUAUUCGAUCUAUCACGAGACUUGAAUAGAAACCUCAUCACGACAAGUUUAUACCAAGAUCACUUAUAUGUGGCAAUGGCCAAUCUGACUUCGGGGACAAUUCUUCCUCCUUGGAUCUCUCAAGAGUACUUUUUUCAGAAAUACCAAAUCCAGGAUUACAGUAUGAACAGGACAGGAGAUACAUAUACAGUCAGCGCAAGAGGCUAUGGUGCUGCCGCCAAUUGUACCACAGUACCAGCAUCCAAGUUGACUACUCAAUACGAAGUACCGGAGGAUUGGCCCACGGAAAUGACGAACCUCGGCCAAUGCACCACUGAUGCUCAGUUCGUCGCUGCAGCCGUACCGGUCAUCCGCUCAGCGGCAAAUAAUCGGUCUACCGGCAUUUCAUCUUUGGAGUAUAGUCUAACAGUCGACAGAACUUUCACAAGAGCGCCUUGCGGAAGAACUUUGCCUCUGGGCUGGGCUCGUACCCAAGAGGCAAAAUAUGUUAAUAGCACAGUCGAAGCCAGUUUUGUGAUUUGUCGUCCAAUAUUCGAAACUGCAAUGUUCAACGUUACAAUCGAUCCACUUGGUCAUGUCAUUUCUUAUGAGAGGACUAGUAACCUCACAACAACACUGAAUUACGAUGAGUCGGAACUUCAUACCGACAUAUUAUUCCAAACUUACAAUUCACGAUGGAAUCAAGAUCCUCAAUGGCACAACCAUACACUAUCGAUGAACUGGAUGAAUCAUCUCAUCAUGGUUGUCAAUGGUUCGAGAUCCGCAUUCGACCCAAGCGUUCCUGUCCCAGAUCCGAAGGAGUUGUUACCAGCCGUAUCCGACAUCUACCGUCGUGUUUACGCAAUCUUACUUGGUCUUAAUGACCACAUCUUCGAGACGAGCGACAGGGGCGAGCCGGUUUCUGCAGUUCGGCAUACGAAAGAAACGCGAAUAUUCAUGGAAGACGCAUCUUUCAUCAUCACCAUGACGGUCCUUGCUUUAAACACUGUUGUUGCCGGUUUGUUCUAUAUCAGAGCUGUUGCGUUUGUCUUGCCACGCAUGCCAACGACUCUUGGUGCAGUCGUUGCGUAUUUUGCACCGAGCCGUCUUGCGACUCUGGCUUACAAAGAUGCGCCAGGGCAAUCCUCUCGGACUCUGAGUUUUGGGAGAUAUAUUGGCAUGGAUGGAAACGUGCAUGUUGGCAUCGAAGCGGAUCCUCACGUCGUGCCCAUCGACCCUUCAUCACUUGGACCGCAAACAGAUUAUCUAAAAUUUCUUAGACGAAGAAGGAAAGGAAAUCCCAACAACCCGAAUCAUAGUGAGACAUGGAUAUGA
Messenger RNA from Fusarium redolens, 3702 nucleotides. RefSeq lists its product as uncharacterized. The transcript is spliced from 3 exons. The coding region runs from base 1 to 3702 and encodes 1233 amino acids. Lineage: Eukaryota; Fungi; Ascomycota; Sordariomycetes; Hypocreales; Nectriaceae. The record is from RefSeq and is a predicted model, not a curated record.